AUGGCGCUGAACAGCUGCUUCCGCGCGUUACCCCUCCUCUCGGCCCUUGUCGCGCUCCUCAGCGCGAGCCCUCUAUCAGUCAACGCCGCGCCUCGCCGCACGGCCGCGCUCAGUGAAGGCGGACCCGAGGGCUUCCAAGAAUUGGGAUUCUACGACGUUCGGCAUGGUGGGGGCAGGUGGCUGACGGUGAGUGCACUUGCUUGAGGCCGUGCCCAUGAACCCCAGCUCCAGUCUCCAGACAGCCUGUAGUGACGGCAAGGUGGCACUCUACGAACGCCGAACGCGGCGCACAGGCCGUUCGCAUGAGACACUCUGGAGAGGGUCCGAACUCGGGCUGUGCUUCUCAUACACUCAGACGGACGCUGAUCCAUGUACUCGAUCCGCAAAUAGUACGCGGCCCAUAACGGCACUCUCGGCGAACCCAUGAACAUCGUCGUCUCCAACAAGUCGCAUCCUUACAUCUUAACUGAAGCCGGCUUCCAAGAUUGGUGCUUGUCGAUUCAAUAUGCGAAACAGUUCCUGGAUAUCACGCUCGGUGGGAAGCAACAGGCCGAUCUCGGCGAUGGGAACGGACCACGUGAGUGCGGCCGGGUCGUUCGGACGUCGUAAGGUGUCAAUCAGAGGCUCCCAGAGCCGGGACCUCUUGCAUUCCCCAGCUAUGCUAAUGUUUCUUGGUACGAUUAGAUAAUCAAACCAACCUGCUUCGAUACGAUUACUUUGACCUCAAGCUUGGCACGCUGAACGAGACCUUGAUGGGUGGUUCGCAUCUCCGUUACUGGCAACAGAACGGACCCAAGGCAAACUCCAGUGCUUGGUUCCUCGCCGCCUCGGUCGAAAAGUCGCUUGCAGAGCACCACAUGAUCGUCCCCAACGGAUACGAUCGUGGUCGGGACGAAUUCGUAGGCAACGCAACGGCGAGCAACGGAACGGUCUCUCCUGUCUCCCACAUAAGGUUUUCCGCGACGAGUCGAAAGCACCGGUUCUUACGCGCCCACUCGAGACAUGGAAUCAACCACGCCAUCCCUACCGACGGUGAUGUGGCGAUAGUGACCGUGAAAGUGAUCGGGAAUGAGAAGGGUAAAGGGGGCCUGGCUUCCAAGCGCACGUAG
Molecule: messenger RNA, 1109 nt
Organism: Microbotryum saponariae
Lineage: Eukaryota; Fungi; Basidiomycota; Microbotryomycetes; Microbotryales; Microbotryaceae
Source: the annotation of a GenBank genome assembly